UUUUGAUUUUAAACGAUACAAAAAUAUAGAAAAGUCUCCUGCCAUUGGACAAAUGAAUGACGCAAUACCGGAUCUUAAACCAAAAACUAUAAAUAAACAUCCAUAUUCUCGAAUCGGUCCUCCAAAUUUUAUUCCCAAUUUCAAAAAAAAAUAUUCUAAAAAAUCUACCAAAAAAUCCCGUCCCCAAAAACGAUUACGAGUAGAUACGUUAGGAACAUACUAAAAUGAGCUGCCCAAAACAAAUUAAUGAAAACAGUCCGUUGGCACUGAAUAGUGCAUUAAGUAUUUUUUCUGUACCUCCUACAAACGUUUCUGUUGUCCGGUCCUUUUUUAGAGAAAUUCUACCUCUUAGUACAAUAACACAAGAUUCC
Messenger RNA from Meloidogyne enterolobii, 371 nucleotides. The record is from the annotation of a GenBank genome assembly. NCBI's taxonomy places the organism in Eukaryota, Metazoa, Nematoda, Chromadorea, Rhabditida, Meloidogynidae.